Molecule: messenger RNA, 2580 nt
Organism: Naumovozyma castellii
Lineage: Eukaryota; Fungi; Ascomycota; Saccharomycetes; Saccharomycetales; Saccharomycetaceae
Gene: IOC2
Product: Ioc2p
Exons: 1
Coding region: 1-2580 (859 amino acids)
Source: RefSeq, a predicted model, not a curated record
AUGAAGAGAACAAGAGGCUCUUUAAGGAAUACAGCCUCAGCGGAACCCAUAGCGUCUUCCAUACCGGAAGACGCUCCAGAAUGGCAAGAGUAUGUCGACGAGGACACCAUAACUCAAUGGUACAAAGUACAAAAUCCUCAUUUUGCAUUGAAUCAGGAGUUUAUUGAUGCCAGUGGCGGUUUGUUCCACUCCUGGUAUUACCAAUAUGUUAUUGCCUGGUUGUACAACGUCUGCGAAUCGUAUAAUACGCUAACAAAUCAUUCUGGUGAGGAUGACACUAACACGAGCACCACUCGUAAAUUUAUGUGGAAGGGAAUCAAGUUUGAUGAAUUCUUAUUUCUGAAAAAUCUUAUGGCAUACUCCCAGAACGACAAUGUGGAUUAUGGUAAGGCUAUAAGUAAUGAAGAAGAGGACGACGAAAACACUGAUGGGAUACUGACAUACUUGGAUUUCAAAUUGCGACUACUACAACAAUUGGCAAAUAAUAAAGGCACACAAUUGAAAGAUUGGGAUACUGUGAUAAAUUCGCACUUCGAGAACUCUAUUUACAAAGAUAAAGAGAUCAACUUGAAGAAGUUCGAAACUUUGUCCUUAACCGAUCAAUUUGAAUUUUAUUACUACAUGGUAAAGAUUAUUGAGAACAAGAACAUGGUGUUUAAGAAUUAUUUAAGCAAUAACAUGCAUCUUUUCCAAUUUCCCGAAUGUCAAAUUGAUGAAAUGACAACUAUUUUGGCGCUGCCUAAUAAUGGUGUUCUUGUUGAAAAAAAGAUAAUCACAAAACCAGAGGUUGGUCUUACCAUCCCAAUUAAGUUACAGAAUUGUACUAUAAAAGUGGAAACUCCUGAAUCUUUUGAAUUGAUUCAUUUGGAUUAUUCUAAUGAGAUUGGGUCAUAUUUGAAUUCUAUUGAAAUCCAAUAUAAUGUUUUAACUUAUAAUUGGGAAACAUUUCUAGAAUAUUGGGAUAAGGUUAAACAGUCUAAAGAUGAUAAUUCUGAUUUAGAACAAUUCAUUGUUGAUUCUAUACCGAUUUAUGUGGAUCACCAAAUCUAUUCAUCUAGAUUGUUGAUGCAAAUAGAAAAGGAGAAAUCCAUGGCAGAAUUGAUUACAAGGAGGAAAAGGUCAUCAAGAUUGGUGGCGAAAGAAGAAGAAACCAAGAAAAAGGAGGUCGAAGAUAAAUGGUAUAGUAAAUUAGAUGAAAGAAGCCAUUUUGAGAAGAGCAGGCAUAGAUCUAUCGUUAAACAGGAGAAAAGAUUGAAGUCUGUCAUCUGGAACAAAUUAUGGCAGUUGUUUGAGCAAGAUUUUAAAACUGAGAAAAUAAGGAGAAGGAAUUUAGAUUCCAAGUCGAACACAUCCACUCCAUUUGAGGAUACACCAGCUGCUGCCAGCACUGAUGAUGUCUUAAGCCCCAUCGAUUUGAAUGUGCUCGAAAAUGGUCCACAUUUCAAAGAAAUUUUGAUAAAGAAUGCAAACGUUAAUGCUGCAAAUUAUAUUCCUGGGGAAAAUGGCAUACUCGAAUUACCAGAAGAGUAUUGUGUGACCGAACAUGACCUAAAGGAAAUUGCAGCUUAUGGUAUUGAGUCAGAUUUCACUCAACCAGAUAAUAAAGAUUGGUUAUAUCAGUGUAAUUGUGACCCCGAACAAGGCACUCCAGUGGUAAUACCAGGUGACCAAGAACCUGGAGAUGUGAAUUUGAUUAAUAAGCCGUUAGUCUGUUGUGAUAUGUGCCUAAGAUGGCAACAUUGGGAUUGUCAGGCAGAAACAGUACUAGACUUACUCACUUUAGCCAAGCAACCGCCUGUUAAUAAUAAUAAGAAGGAUAAACUAAUGCCAUUAGCGCCCAUACAUGGAUUAUCCCAGCGUGAUUUUGGUGUAGUAUUACUAGGUCAAGUCCACGUUUACACAACCCAUAGUAAUAGAAGGUCAACUCGUCAAAGGGUUGAGGAGGAGGAUUUCCAUGAAGAAAAAUCGGAAUGGAGGCCUACUGAUAAAAGGAAGCCAUUUGGAGAGUGUGUUCCAUUUAUAUGUGGUUGGUGCUUGCAAAAGAUGGAGAAAGAAUUGAGAGAUGUAUUUAUUCCAGAAUUGAGGAUUAUCAGGGCGAAACAGAAGAAGCAGCACGAUGAUCGUGAACGAAGAAAGAGAGCCAAAGAAGAGAAGAAGAGAUUGGAGGAACUACGACUACAAGAAGAAAGUAAGAUAAAUAGUGUGCCAACUUUUCCACAGGCAAAUGUUGGUUUUGUGUCCAAUCCUCAAGCACCAAAUUUGGCAUACCCUCCUAAUGGACAAAUUCCCAAUCGUCCACUUGACAAUGGAGCAACUCCACUAACAUCAAUAUACAACCCACCAGUUAUAUCACAAACACUGGGAGUGACCCCUACAUCUUUUGGAAAUGCAGGCAUUCCAGUCCCUACUACGCAGGUACUGCCGAUUAACCAUUCACCUGGCUUGGAGAGUAGUAAUACAGUGUCCCUGGCUUCACCAAAGAUAAUGGAUACGAAGCCGUCGACUGUUCCCUCCCAGCUGGUAUCAAAUGGCGUAAGUAAUCUACCCCACCACAAGGAGAACCAAAGUACCCACCCAUAA